This is a messenger RNA of Leptonychotes weddellii (Weddell seal), 2294 nucleotides long. RefSeq names its product DET1 partner of COP1 E3 ubiquitin ligase (gene DET1). Gene Ontology annotation, cellular component: cullin-RING ubiquitin ligase complex; nucleus. NCBI's taxonomy places the organism in Eukaryota, Metazoa, Chordata, Mammalia, Carnivora, Phocidae. The record is from RefSeq and is a predicted model, not a curated record. Gene Ontology annotation, molecular function: ubiquitin-like ligase-substrate adaptor activity; ubiquitin protein ligase binding. Gene Ontology annotation, biological process: positive regulation of proteasomal ubiquitin-dependent protein catabolic process; protein ubiquitination.
CUUUUCUUCUCGCUGCGCCGCACUUCCGGUGGCAAGCGGAAGCGGGGACUUGCAGCCGCGGGCGCCGGGGCCGGAGGCAUGGCGGGGGCGGGGCUGGGGGAGGCUCGCGCCGAGCAGGCCGGGGGCUCCCUCUCCCCGGCCCUUUGAACCGGGACCGUACAGAGAUGUGAUAAUGGAUCAUCAUGUUUCCACCAUCAAACCUCGAAGAAUCCAGAACCAAAAUGUCAUUCACCGCUUGGAACAGCGACGAAUCAGCUCAGGCAAGGCAGGUACCCACUGGCAUCAGGUCCGAGUAUUCCACCAGAAUGUCUUCCCCAACUUCACAGUCGUCAAUGUUGAAAAGCCUCCUUGUUUCUUGCGUAAAUUCUCGCCUGAUGGGCGCUACUUUAUUGCUUUCUCUUCAGACCAGACCUCUCUUGAAAUCUAUGAAUACCAGGGCUGCCAGGCAGCUGAGGACUUACUGCAGGGCUAUGAGGGGGAGAUCCUGUCCAAUGGCAAUGACCAGCGGUCAGUCAACAUCCGCGGCCGGCUCUUUGAACGCUUUUUUGUCCUGCUGCAUAUUACCAACGUAGCUGCCAACGGGGAGCACCUGAACCGAGAGUGUAGCCUCUUCACCGACGACUGCCGGUGUGUCAUCGUGGGCUCAGCUGCCUACCUCCCGGAUGAGCCGCACCCUCCUUUUUACGAGGUGUAUCGGAACAGUGAAUCUGUGACCCCCAACCCACGGUCCCCUCUGGAGGACUAUUCCCUUCACAUCAUUGACCUUCACACUGGCCGCUUAUGUGAUACCCGCACCUUCAAGUGUGAUAAAGUGGUCCUGUCGCACAACCAAGGGCUGUACUUGUACAAAAACAUCCUGGCCAUCUUGUCGGUGCAGCAGCAGACGAUCCAUGUCUUCCAGGUGACCCCUGAAGGCACUUUCAUUGAUGUGAGGACCAUCGGCCGCUUCUGCUAUGAAGAUGACCUCCUCACCGUGUCAGCCGUUUGCCCGGAGGUGCAGCGGGACAGUCAGACGGGCAUGGCCAACCCUUUCAGAGACCCCUUCAUCAACUCCCUGAAACACCGACUGCUCGUGUACUUGUGGCGCCGGGCAGAGCAGGAUGGUAGUGCGAUGGCCAAGAGGCGCUUCUUCCAGUAUUUUGACCAGCUGCGGCAGCUGCGCAUGUGGAAAAUGCAGCUUCUGGACGAAAACCAUCUGUUUAUCAAGUACACCAGUGAGGACGUGGUAACCCUGCGGGUCACAGAUCCAUCACAGGCAUCUUUCUUUGUGGUAUACAAUAUGGUGACAACAGAGGUGAUUGCCGUGUUUGAGAAUACAUCAGAUGAGCUUCUAGAACUCUUUGAGAACUUCUGCGACCUCUUCCGUAACGCUACCCUACACAGUGAAGUCCAGUUUCCCUGCUCAGCUUCCAGCAACAAUUUUGCAAGGCAGAUCCAGCGCCGGUUUAAAGACACUAUUGUAAAUGCCAAGUACGGAGGGCACACAGAGGCAGUGCGCCGGCUGCUGGGCCAGCUCCCCAUCAGUGCCCAGUCUUACAGCGGUAGCCCCUACCUUGAUUUGUCUCUCUUCAGCUACGAUGACAAGUGGGUGUCUGUCAUGGAGCGACCCAAGACUUGUGGAGAUCACCCUAUCAGGUUCUAUGCCCGGGACUCUGGUCUGCUCAAGUUUGAGAUCCAGGCAGGCUUACUGGGCCGCCCCAUCAACCACACAGUGCGACGCCUUGUUGCCUUCACCUUUCACCCGUUUGAGCCUUUUGCUAUUUCGGUGCAGAGGACUAAUGCUGAGUAUGUUGUCAACUUCCAUAUGCGACACUGCUGCACGUAGGUGCCUCACCAAAGCCCAAUUAUCUGGUCUUCCAAGACCUUGCCCCCCGCUUAUCUCGGUGGACUCUGAAGCAAGAGCUCCUGGCUGCCAGCUUUGUUGGUUCCAGACUGUGGUGCCUCACAUGGGGAGAGCCAGAGAGAGGAGCGAGGGGUGGCUCAGCUUAAUGGAAUUGUUAUGGUCUCCAACUACUGAUUGAUUGAAAAUCCUCUGGUCUUUUCCCUGUGGGAAUGUCCAGCAUUAAUUAAGUCCAUUUAAUUUUUGUCUUAUUUUGCAUUUUGUUGCUAUGAAGAUGAGAGCAUUACCCCGUUCCCCUUGGCGUCCGUUCUUUGGCAUUAUGGUAUAUGCAGUCUGAAGCAGGGAUGUCUUGUUGACUCACGGGAACUGUGCACGUCCUUCCAUGUGGCCGACAACAGGGCUGUCUUUAUAUUAAAAAAAAGAAUAAUAAAGCCUUGGUAUUUUCUUACUUAGA